Molecule: messenger RNA, 574 nt
Organism: Aphanomyces astaci
Lineage: Eukaryota; Oomycota; Saprolegniomycetes; Saprolegniales; Verrucalvaceae
Exons: 2
Coding region: 1-348 (115 amino acids)
Molecular function (GO): catalytic activity
Source: RefSeq, a predicted model, not a curated record
AUGCAACGCUUCUGGCAGCGCUUGACGAUCGUGCGGCAGACGGCGCCGCAGCCAUGUGUGUUCUGUGACCAUGCUAACUUGGAGACCAAUGGGAUACUCUACGAAGAUGACCAGGUCAUGGCCUUCCGUGACAAGCAUCCUCGGGCCACUGCACAUAUCCUCGUCGUGCCAAAGGACCACAUCGAGUCCACCGCCAACCUCACGCCGUCCCAUGCAUCCAUAGUUGAGCACAUGCUGAAUAUUGGGAAGGAUGUGUUGCAUCAAGAAUGCCUUCGCCACGGCCAUGUCCCGUCCAAACCGUCCGUCCAGUCCUCUAUGCUUGGCAUCCUCAUGUCCCUCUUGACGUAGAGCGGUGUUUGGAUUCCACCAGCCGCCAUUCAACUCGAUCAACCAUCUUCAUUUGCAUUGCCUCGCGCCUCCAUUUCUGCCAUCUUGGAACGAACUCCGCUACAUUGAAACGCCAUUGCUGCGCAACUUCAUCACCGCCGACUCGUUGCUGCUCCAAGCGUCCGCCGCCCGUCCUACAUCCCAUUACAAAUAACCUCGAGAUGAAGCAAUACACAGACGAAACAGA